This is a messenger RNA of Drosophila biarmipes, 387 nucleotides long. RefSeq names its product keratin-associated protein 19-2. The transcript is spliced from 2 exons. Lineage: Eukaryota; Metazoa; Arthropoda; Insecta; Diptera; Drosophilidae. The coding region runs from base 1 to 387 and encodes 128 amino acids. The record is from RefSeq and is a predicted model, not a curated record.
AUGGGGCAAAACAAGAUGACGAUUCUGGCUCUGAGCCUGCUGCUUUGCAUGGGACUUGGCUACGGCCAUGGUUUCGGUGGAAAGAUCGGCAAGGGCUAUGCACCUGUUUAUACCAACUUUGUGCCCUAUCCGGUGGCGCAGCCCGUCCCAGUGCCCGUGGCCGUUCCUCAACCCAUUCCCGUCGCAGUGCCCCAGCCAGUGGUUGUGCCCAUUAAGCACGGCUGGAAGGGCGGAUUCGGAGGUCUGGGUGGUUAUGGAGGGGGCUAUGGAUACGGAGGUGGCUUCGGUGGCUACCAGAACUUUGCCUCCGCCUCCUCCUUCAGCUCUGCCAGCUCAUUUGGCGGGGGCUAUGGCGGCUUUGGCGGUGGCAUCUUCAAGAGGCGCUGA